AGCUGGAACCAGAUUACGUAAAAAGUACUUUCAUCUUAAAUUAACACUGUAUCUUAAUUACCAGAUGUAUAUCCUGCUGCCUAAUAUGCACAUUUAUUGACCUAAAAACUUCACAACCCUCUAAAAGAUUUAUUUCAACUUUACAACUGCCAGACAUACUCAAUUACGAGGAGUCACAGCUCUGUAUCUUGAAGCCAUGGACGGGACAACAGAGAGCAUCCAGGAUUUUUUCAACCAACUUUGGAGCUUUGCCACAGACAAACACAACCAGGGGGUGUAUAACACUGUCUGCCUGGUGGUCCUCUUAACUCUUCCCCUGCUGGUCCUCCUUACCACUUUGGUGGUGUGCUGCCACUGCUGCUGCUGUCGCCAUGCCAACUGCUGCUGUUGCUGCAAAGACACCCUGGCAACCACAAGGUCAGAAACGAAGAAGAAAAAUAAUUCUACUGAAGACUUGUGGAUUUCUGUAAAGACAGGGCCGAUGACGCCUGACAGGGUCGCCCUGGCCAUGGAGUAGGAAUUCAUUUUUAUUUUUAUUUUGAGAUUUCUGAUGCUUGAACAGUUGGUGCAGUGGCGCAAUGAUGGAGUAUCUCAAAAGUGUAAAACUCAAACUAGCUUGGACUCAAAAGACAUUGUUCAAACUAACGGGAGGGACCUCACAUUGUAAUGGGCACAGAUUUAGCUGAAAUAUGUAAACAGAGUACAGAUUCUUGUCAUUAUGUAUUAAUAAUGCUGUGUGUGAAGAAUGUUUACAACAUUUUGUAUGAGCUUUUAAAUGUGUGGUACAUAACGGAAGAAAUAUGCAGAGGCAUGAACAUACCUGCAAAUGUGUGUGUGUGCGUGUAUGUGUGUGCGUGUGUGAGUGGAUUAUAGAGAGGGUGUGUUAUUGAGAGCACUUUGUUCUUAGAGCUCCCAUGUGAAAUUCAGUGCGCCUGUAUUUAGGAGAGAGAGAACAAUUUAAGGCCGGCCCAGCGUUCAGAUGGCUGUAAUACUGCCCACUUUUUUCCCAUCCAGGCUGCAAUCUAGACUCAUGAUUGAGUAUCACUUCUAAAAACAAGCCACUGACGCUUAAAAGUUUUGAAGAAAACUAUAACUUUGAUUUCUUUCCGCCUAUCUUACAUUAUACUUAAUAUGAUAGAGUGUAGGCCACAUGAAAUAAAGUUUUAUUAGUUAUUAUGUUUAAAUGCCACAGCAUUCAGGUUAAGUUAGCCUUAAAUGCACAAUUCAUAAUUUGAGGAAAAACCCCAAAAGGUAAAACAUAAUAUUGAAAUCUGUUAUCCUUCCCAAAUUGAUUGGCAGAUAUUUUAAUGCACUGAUUAACACUAGACAACAACCAUAGUCAGUAAUGUUUUCUGGACCUGUAUCUAUGGAAGUUUGGGAUUUAAGUGAAAUACAAAAACGAAAAUGAUUCACUUUGCCUCCUACUAGCAAACAAGAGUAAAUCUAAAAAUGCUUAAAAAUUCUCUUUCAUUUAAGAGAUCUUUAUCUUCACUGUAUGUUUGCAUGCACAUUUCCUAUUAUUUCAUCACUGUAUAUCAAAACAUAUGAUUGUUGUUGAGUUGUUAAUUUCGCAUGUUAAUUGCUACUUGAGAUAUUAAAAUGACCAUUUCAUAUCAUA
Anoplopoma fimbria (sablefish) is the source of this 1618-nucleotide messenger RNA. RefSeq lists its product as uncharacterized. The transcript has a single exon. Bases 197 to 517 code for a protein of 106 amino acids. The record is from RefSeq and is a predicted model, not a curated record. Lineage: Eukaryota; Metazoa; Chordata; Actinopteri; Perciformes; Anoplopomatidae.